Molecule: messenger RNA, 2041 nt
Organism: Alternaria rosae
Lineage: Eukaryota; Fungi; Ascomycota; Dothideomycetes; Pleosporales; Pleosporaceae
Exons: 4
Coding region: 1-1866 (621 amino acids)
Source: RefSeq, a predicted model, not a curated record
AUGGCAUUUCUUCGCGCCCUGUUUCUGGCAUAUGCCAUUGCGUGUGUCCAUGCCGCGGUCACUCCACUCGACUCUUCUGUACAGGUGCGCCAUGCUCCUGGCCACUCUGUGGAAGAUACAUAUCAUGCCAUCAAGCGAGGCCUAGCUUUAGCUAGCCUAGAGAACCGGGAGGCCUCUUUCAAAGCUGAUCCGAUAAACAUAGCAAGAAGCUGGAGCGGUGCCACUUUGUUAUCGGUGCAAGUCGGACCCGAUCAGCCGCUGGACCACCAAAAUGGUACCACGACGCUUGAAGCUGGCAUCGAAGUCACCUGUCGAAAGUGCUACGUAAAGGGUGUCGUUACUGCUGAGCUUACGAUUGACGGCGACUUCGACGCCGCGACGCUCCUCAAUAACACCGCCGACUCAGUCAAAACAGGUGUCCAGAACCUCACAAGCGACUUCAAAGACUAUCUAGUCAAGUCGAUAGAAGAGGUCGAAGAUUCGUUCGACAUAAGUGACGGGAUCGACGCAUCUGACUUCGACUUCGACUUUCCCACAUUCAAUCUUACAUUUGACCUUGACGUCCCGACGAUCGAUGAUGCCAACUUACACUUCCAAUUUGAUGACAUGGAGCUAUACCUGGAAAUCGGAACUACCCUAAGCGCCGGUGCAACAUACGAAAUUACCCUUUUCGCUACACAAACUCCCGUCGGGAUGAAGAUAGGGCAAUACCUGAUGCUUGGCGCAGUCGUUACUGUGGAUCUGAUCUUGGCUGUAGAAGGUGCUAUCGACAUCAGUAGCGGAUUCCACAUCAAGCUUGACGAUGGCGUUGCUAUUGACCUUCCGUUGUUUGGAAAUGAAGUUGCCGAUAUGACUGUCAACGGCGGCCAGUUCGAGUUCCUACCGGUCACUCUCGAAAGCGCAAGCAUAUCUAUGUCGGCAGCUCUUCGUGUUGGUGCUCACUGCGGUCUUGAGGUUGUUCCACGAGAACUACCAGCAUUCAAUGUAUUCAACAUGAACUUUGGUCCUCCAGCAGUAGAUGCCGGUAUUGAAGUCGCCGUCUUCGCAAACAUAGCCGAGUUUAACACCAACAUCACCUACGCUGCAGAUGACGAAGACUGCAAGCUGAAAGUCCUGCAAGAAUACAACUUUGCCGUAGGUGCCAUCGCUGGAGCCUCAGUCGCUGUCGCGUUCCUCAACGAGACAAAGACAUGGGGUCCUGUAGCAGAACUAUCUACUGCCAUCUUCACGACCACGUUGGCGGAGGUAUGUGGUAUCCAAGGCAAGCCUACCCCAGCACCCACCAUUACACCUGGACCGGAGAGACGUCAAGAUCUCAUCGAGACGGUGAUAAGUACCGAAAUCACUAGAAGCGGUGUCAGCUGCAAUAUUCCUGGGCCUGCGAACUGCCCCAACUCGGAGCAAGUCUCGACUACUACGAGAUUCAGCUCCACCAUUACAACGUCAGUAGCACCCGGCGUUGAAGCGACAUGGCCAGUCGAAGCAUCCGAUACCGUAGAAGAGACCAUUGCAUUCGGCACGCAAGCAAAGACCAUGAGAGCCGUGUCCGGCAAGCCAACUCCGUACGUCGCUCCGCCCGACGAGGACGGCAAGGAUGGAAGCGACCAUGUACACGAUCUCGUCGACGGCUCGACUGGAGGUGUCAGUAACAAGAUCAUCAUUGGUGUUUGCGUUGGUCUAGUUUUGCCUAUUCUGGUAGCCAUCAUCGGAGCUGUUAUCUUCUUCCAUAAGCGCAAGCGAUAUGCUGCAGUGGGCAGUCCUGCGGCACCCAUGAUCGCUAAACCUUACACCGGCUACAACGACUAUAAGGACCGAGUCCAGGAGUUAAAGUCUCCUAGCGGUGGUGUUUCGGAGAUGCGCCGUUGAUUUUCUCUCCCACAGUGCUGUUCACAAUUUCCUUUCGGUCCUCUUCAAUGAUGCGAUGAGCUUUUUCUUCUCUCGUUACGUUCGGGAAUUCGGUCGGCGUCUCGCUUGUCUUCUUAUCUUUUGCAUUUCCAUCAACCGGUUCAAGAACUACGGCUAUAUACCUUAGACUCCAAAC